This is a messenger RNA of Thermothielavioides terrestris NRRL 8126, 834 nucleotides long. RefSeq lists its product as uncharacterized. The transcript is spliced from 7 exons. The annotation marks the transcript as partial. The record is from RefSeq and is a predicted model, not a curated record. NCBI's taxonomy places the organism in Eukaryota, Fungi, Ascomycota, Sordariomycetes, Sordariales, Chaetomiaceae.
UUUCAGCUCGUCCCCCAGAUAUGGGCCAACUGGCGGACGAAACGGACGGAGGGCCUCCCGAGCUUCAUGAUGUUCCUCUGGGCACUAUGCGGCGUUCCGUUCGGCGUGUACGCGAUUGCGCAGAACUUCAACAUUCCGCUUCAGAUCCAGCCGCAGAUGUUUAUGUCUCUUUGUCUUGUCAGCUGGGCACAAAUCUUGGUCUACGGAAAGAAGUGGCCGACAUGGAAAGCCACCCUCGUGGCCUUCACGGUGGCUGCCGUGUUUGGAGGCGUCGAAGUGGCGUUGGUUCUCACGUUGAGGCCCAUUUAUGAAGGAGGGAAUGAAGUCCCGGUCUUGGUGAUUGGAAUCAUAGCCGCCAUCCUGCUCGCCGUGGGGCUUCUUCCGCCGUAUGGCGAGCUGUGGAAGAGGAGAGGGAGAGUAGUAGGGAUCAACUUUGUCUUCCUCGCAAUGGAUUGGUCCGGCGCAUUCUUCUCGCUUAUGGCAUUAGCCGCGCAGAAUACGUUUGACGUUCUGGGUGGUGUUCUAUAUAUAAUAUGCUGCGUCCUCGAGAUCGGAAUCUUCUCCUCGCACCUGAUAUGGCUGGUCCGCACGCGGAAGAUUCGAAGAGCGGCAGCUGCCGAAGGCAAGACGUUUGACGACAUCGCCGCCGAGCAUGAGGCGCAGGGAAUCCCUUUCCGGUUUGCCGAGAGGAAACAGCGGAAGUUUCGGCGUGGGAGUUUGGAUGGUGUGGAAGCCAACGACCGGGCUGCCGAGUGCAGAGAGUCUUCCAGCAGCGGCGCGCAAGCCCCAUGCGCGGAACCAGACUCAACGCCAUCCACAGAUCUUGCGGAGUAG